AUGCAUCGGAGAUCAAGAGGAGUUAGCAUCGGGCUGCUUCUGCUCCUUUCUCAAAUCUUCCAGGUUGGGAUCAACAAUGUUCCACCUGUCACCCUGGCAACGUUGGCUCUCAACAUCUGGUUGUUCUUGAAUCCCCUGAAGCCGCUGCUUAGCUCCUGCCUCAGCGUGGAGAAGUGUUACCAGCAGAAGGACUGGCAGCGCCUGCUGCUUUCCCCUCUUCACCACGCAGAUGACUGGCACUUGUAUUUCAAUAUGGCAUCCAUGCUGUGGAAAGGAAUUCAUCUGGAGAGAAGACUGGGGAGUAGAUGGUUUGCCUACGUCAUCGUCACAUUCUCCCUCCUCACUGGGGUGGUGUACCUGUUCUUGGAAUUUGCUCUGGCAGAAUUUCUAAAUGAGCCUGACUUCAAAAGGAACUGUGCUGUGGGUUUCUCAGGAGUUUUGUUUGCUUUGAAAGUUCUGAACAACCACUGUUGCCCUGGAGGCUUUGUCAAUGUUUUGGGCUUUCCUGUAUCCAACAGAUUUGCUUGUUGGGUGGAACUCUUGGCUAUUCAUUUCAUCUCGCCAGGGACUUCCUUUGCCGGGCAUCUGGCUGGAAUUCUUGUUGGACUGAUGUACACUCACGGGCCUCUGAAGAAGAUCAUGGAAUCGUGCACAGGCAUUUUCCCCUCUAAUAUUGAUUACCCAGGACAGCAGUACUACUUUAAUAGUUCAGGCUACUCUGGAUAUCAGGAUUAUUACCCAUAUGGCGCUCGAGGUGCUUAUGAAGAUGUCCCCAGGAACUACGACACGUACACCGCGGGACUGAGUGAAGAGGAGCAGCUGGAGAGAGCAUUGAGAGCCAGCCUCUUGGACCAAGGAAAUCGCAGAAGCAGCCCCCCGGCCUAUGGGUUCCGUCUCUCACCAGAAGAAGAAAUGAGGAGACAGCGGCUGCACAGAUUUGACAGCCAGUGA
This is a messenger RNA of Rangifer tarandus platyrhynchus (Svalbard reindeer), 951 nucleotides long. The record is from the annotation of a GenBank genome assembly. Lineage: Eukaryota; Metazoa; Chordata; Mammalia; Artiodactyla; Cervidae.